This is a messenger RNA of Aspergillus affinis, 447 nucleotides long. RefSeq lists its product as uncharacterized. NCBI's taxonomy places the organism in Eukaryota, Fungi, Ascomycota, Eurotiomycetes, Eurotiales, Aspergillaceae. The transcript has a single exon. The record is from RefSeq and is a predicted model, not a curated record. The coding region runs from base 1 to 447 and encodes 148 amino acids.
AUGAUGACAUUUUUGGCCGAUCUACCGGCGAAAUGCACCACGAUCGCUCAUCUUAUCCAGAAGAACAGCAAAGAACUGUCUGACGCAAAGAGCGCAUUGUCCUCUGCCACAUCAGAGCUUUCCGCAGUUAAAGAAAUCAGAGAUGUUCUCUUCGCCUUGGUGGAGAAACUGUGGUUGUUGCUAUGCACGUACGAGCACCAGCAGGGAGCGUCGCACCGAGAGCGUCAGACCAUGGAAUUUGCCCUCGACUUAGCCCUCGCACGGUUUGAUCUUCUUACUCUUAGAAUCGACCGUGAUAACCUACGACAGGAAAAUGCUCAACUGCAAGAGGCGCUCCGGAUAAGAAUGGCAGAAGAGACACUUCCACUUCCAGUCGCUAGCCGUGCGACCGAGGGCCGUUCCGAAACGUCUGACGACCAUUCAACAUCCACGACCGAGCCUACUUGA